GGAAGGGGCGGUGUAAAGGAGUGCGCAUGCGUGAGAGAAGACGCGGGUUGGGUUUUCGAGGACGUUAGUGUGGUGACGUGCGUCCGCGGAGCUUCUCCGCCAAUCACAUCCCCGCUUGUUGGCCGGCUGCCGCGCCCCCUGCGUCGGAGAAGGACAAAGUCAUUGAGCGGGGUCGCUAUCCGGCCUCUGAGCGGAGGUGCCGGUGGAGCAGCGGAACCUAGAGCGGGCGCCGCCGCCAUUUUAGAAGGCCGCCAUGUUCUCGUCCGUCGCGCCGCUCGCCCGCCUAAAUCCCUUCCACGCGCCCCAUUUGCAGCUGCUCCAGGACGGCGUGAGGAAGCGCCCGGACCCCACCGAGCCGCCCAGCCCCAGGAGGCGCCUGGCGGCUGCCGCUGUCGCGGAAGAGGAAUACAGUUGUGAAUAUGGCUCGCUCAAGUUUUAUGCUCUCUGUGGUUUUGGUGGGGUCCUAAGUUGUGGCCUGACGCACACUGCAGUCGUACCUCUGGAUUUAGUGAAAUGUCGUAUCCAGGUGGACCCACAAAAAUACAAAAGCAUCUUCAAUGGAUUCUCAGUUACAGUUAAAGAAGAUGGCUUUCGUGGUCUGGCUAAGGGAUGGGCUCCAACCUUUUUUGGAUACUCAAUGCAAGGGCUCUGCAAAUUUGGUUUCUAUGAAGUGUUCAAAGUCCUGUAUGGCAACCUUCUAGGAGAGGAGAAUGCAUAUUUGUGGCGUACAUCACUCUACUUGGCUGCCUCUGCCAGUGCAGAGUUUUUUGCUGAUAUUGCUCUGGCUCCAAUGGAAGCUGCAAAGGUUCGCAUUCAGACCCAGCCUGGAUAUGCUAACACUUUGAGACAAGCUGCUCCGAAAAUGUUUGCAGAAGAAGGUGUAUGGGCGUUCUACAAAGGUGUUGUUCCUUUAUGGAUGAGACAGAUUCCAUACACAAUGAUGAAAUUUGCCUGCUUUGAACGUACAGUUGAAGCUCUCUACAAGUAUGUGGUUCCGAAGCCCCGGAGUGAAUGUUCCAAGCCAGAACAAUUGGUUGUCACAUUUAUAGCUGGCUACAUUGCUGGCGUUUUCUGUGCCAUUGUUUCUCAUCCUGCUGACUCUGUGGUGUCUGUGCUGAACAAGGAAAAGGGCAGUUCGGCUUCACAGGUUCUUGUGAGGCUUGGAUUCAAAGGGGUAUGGAAGGGUCUCUUUGCUCGUAUUAUUAUGAUUGGUACGCUGACUGCACUACAGUGGUUCAUCUACGAUUCUGUCAAGGUUUAUUUCAGACUUCCUCGUCCACCUCCACCUGAAAUGCCAGAAUCCCUAAAGAAGAAGCUUGCUCUAACUGAAUAGACAAAUCAUGGACUGACUUUUCUGGUUGACCAGCAUUUAAUGAGAAACUUUGCUCAUUAAACUUUUAUAUAUUUGACCAUGUAGGAAACUAAAAUUCUGUAUCUGAUACAAUUAUUGGUUGUGCCCUUAUCCCAAGUGAGGGUUCAAAAACUUCUGUUGUCAUUAUCUGUUUAAAUAAAUGGGAACUAGAGUGAUUAGUGUGUCAUUUGGUAUCAUACAUGUAAAUUUAAAACUUUGCAAGAGCAAAUACUGUACCUUGAGUCUUAGAAGCUCUUGAAAUGCAAGAACUGGCAUCUCAUAAAGGUCUCCAAGAGUCUCUCUCAGAUCUUGAGAGAAGUGGUAAGCACCAUGUCCCUAGCUAUAUCUGAAGAGCACAAAUGUAGUUCUAGGGAUACAAAGAUGGCAUAAACUUGAAUUUUGCAUUCUAGUGAUCUGGGGGCUACUGGCUGAUUCCAGGAGGCUGUCCCACAAUUUAUGGUAGUCUGAAGGAAGACACCAUAGCUUCAAGCAGCCAGCAGUCCUGACUGGGAAAUGGCAGCCAGGGAAGUGCAGCAUAGGGGGCACCCAGUGGCAGUGAAGAGGCAGCAUCAGCCACUUACCUCGUAGGUCUUUUUCACUUAUCAGACCAGAUAAUUUAUGCUGUCUUGUUGAUCAGAUUCUGCUUUUGGUGUGGUGCAUAAUCCAUAUGAUGCAUGGACUCUGUAUGACAACCACCUAUUUCAGUGUUUCCCAACUUUAGUACAGAGCCUUUUUCUCUUUUAUCAACCCACCCAGGUGCAACUUCAUGGGGGGAGACGAAGGGCCUCGGUCAUAGGCCAGUGUCCUUCUCCUUUGCUGUUGCUGCCACUGCCUCAUCACCUCACUCACUAAAGGUGCAUCAACCACCCACGGUAGCACCCUCUGCUCUAGCACUGCAACUCUAAUCCCAUCUCAGAGUAGAGGGGAGAACCCAUUGGGGGUGGGAGGGUUCUCCCCUCCACUCUUCUGGUGUACUGUCUAGAGGGGAGUUAACUCUCUCCUGUUCUGUUGCUACCAUGGGAAUGGCAACCAGAUUUGAUUAUGUACAUGCUGGCUUAGAAGUACAGAAAACUGCUUUCAUUUUAUGUAUAUCAAAGACUAUGCUGUACCUGUCAAAUACACUUGCUUUCCACUAGCACAGUAUUGAAAUUACUAGGUGUCUGCUUAAGUAAUGCUUUGGGUAUUUAUUUGGAAGUAUGUACUGUUUAAGAAUAACAGUCUGGUUAUAGACGAUAUGAAUAGUUGUAAUUCAUUUACCUUUCUAUCUAAAGAGAUGAUGCAGUGCACAAUGAUAAAAUAAACAUCCAGCUUGGUUCUUGUA
This is a messenger RNA of Dermochelys coriacea (leatherback sea turtle), 2672 nucleotides long. It is a transcript of the gene SLC25A3, whose product is annotated as solute carrier family 25 member 3. Gene Ontology annotation, cellular component: mitochondrial inner membrane. The record is from RefSeq and is a predicted model, not a curated record. NCBI's taxonomy places the organism in Eukaryota, Metazoa, Chordata, Testudines, Dermochelyidae. Gene Ontology annotation, molecular function: phosphate transmembrane transporter activity. Bases 254 to 1333 code for a protein of 359 amino acids. The transcript is spliced from 8 exons. Gene Ontology annotation, biological process: mitochondrial phosphate ion transmembrane transport.